Pseudozyma hubeiensis SY62 is the source of this 3951-nucleotide messenger RNA. Its product is annotated as potential spindle pole body-associated protein. The record is from RefSeq and is a predicted model, not a curated record. The transcript has a single exon. Bases 1 to 3951 code for a protein of 1316 amino acids. NCBI's taxonomy places the organism in Eukaryota, Fungi, Basidiomycota, Ustilaginomycetes, Ustilaginales, Ustilaginaceae.
AUGCAAGCAUCCAUUUCGUCCGCUUCCCGAACCGCCGCUUCUAUCGCGAGCUCGUCCCGCUCCACGGUCUCGACGUCAACGACGCCACCAUCAGUCUCUUCUCGCUUCUCGAUCAAUCAAGCCUUCAAAACGCUGACGGACGAAGACAUAGAUUUCUUCGACCGGCUCGUAGCCUCAUUGCCGUCCCAGGCUGCUGACUUUUCGCAGCUCAAAGCAGCCUACACCGCGCAGCUGCCGAGCGAGCUUGAUCGCAGGUAUCGUUCAGCGGGUACGUCUCGUGGGCCUGCUCAAGUGGACUGGGAUGCUCACCUAUGGACUAUCUUGCUCAGCUUCGUCAAGGUUCGCGGGAGGAAUUGGCGGGAACGAUGGGACUCGGUGCGUCUUGCUUUCGGCCUCGAUCCGAACAGUGGCGACGAAACUGACCUCAGCGCGGUAACGCAGAGCACCAGUCGAAGCGCAACGGGCAGCUCGACUCAGCAUGGUGCCGACGUGAACUCUGAUCACGGAUGGGAUCAGUCAUUUGAGCGUCGUUCUCGAGCUGAAAGGAAAUCGGCCGAUCCGACUCCAGCCUAUACGCCGCGCCAGACGCAAGAACGUCGCACAGUCUUGGCUUCUCGAUACGACCUCGGCUCACCACGAUCGAGCAGCCCGCCACCUGAGCCGCGGUCACCGCCAUAUUCCCACCGGCUAUUGCACGACGAGCUUGCUCAAGAGGACGAGGCACUGCCCGCUCAUUUUCCAACGGACGAUCCCAUCUCCGCGAUUCAACUUCGGCUCAGGCGCAUGAUGCAGGCAGAUCAGCUUGGCGACCACAUCGGCUUGAGCAACUCUCCACACCACUCGUUGAACUUCGGAAACGAUGGUCGCGUGUGCGGAACGCAGACAGACGCUGUCCGUCUGCCAGCAGAUGCCAAGCGACGCUUCGAUGAGCUCGUCCGCUCGUCCCAAUCCGCUCGAGCGACUCUCCGACAGUCUCGAGGUGCCCAACAGGAACGACACGAGCAAAAGGCUGUAGACAACUUGCAGGAGAUGGCAGGAUUGUGGCGAGCGCGCCGAUUGCUUCAGACCUGCUUGGCUUGGUGGAUCACUUUGACCCGCAAACAACUCGAAAUGAGCCAGAAUGCAGCUGAUGCCAGCGCUCGCGUCACAAUGCAAAAAGCCUGGGAGCGAUGGAGAGCACAGGACGAGCAAGACCUGCAGGGCAGGCGUGCUGGCGAAAGGACGGAUCGAGUCCGUUGCACACUCACCGCUUUCCGGACAUGGAAACGCCUCACAAAUGUUGCCAGAGAGCGCAAGGGAGAGCUCAAAAAGGGCUCGAUGCGCUCUGCCUACUAUACCACAACAGCAGCCGUGAAGAUGAGGAUGACCAGGACUGCCUUCAAUCUCUGGAAGCACAACCACAUGUGUCACCUCGCUGACGGCUUUCGACGCCAUCAUCUUCAAGGUGGUGCUUUUGCUCUGUGGCAACUACGCUCUGACCACACGCAAGAGCUCCAGACACGAGAAAAGAUCACCAAGAUCAAGCAAAGCCGCUUGAUUCUGUCCCAGUCUUUCGAGCGAUGGUCUGAUCGUUCGGAGAAGGCCAGAGCGAUGCAUCAAUUUCAACAGCAUCGCGAUCGGCUUUUGCUCGUAGAGUCGCUGCACAUUUGGCGGGAGCGGACCUUGCUGUCUGGUCUCUCUCGCGCUUUUGCUGAGCGACGGCUCAAGCUUGCAGCGCUCGACAGCUGGAAGCAGGUCCUUGCUCAACGACAGCAGCAUCGCAAGCAAGAGGCGCUUGCAAGACGAUGGCGCACGCGACGAGUCAAGCAGACCGCUUUCAUCGCCUGGCGCCUUUCAAGCCAGAAGAUCCUAAGUAUGCAAGACCAAGCCGUUCAGAUGCACGGCAGCAUCCAGACGGACAACAUGCAAUCACACUUCCAUCACUGGCAAUUGCUGUCGCGCGCUGCUCUCCUCCAGCGCGUCCGUACCUCAUCUGCACUGGAGAGCACCUUCUCUCACUGGAAGCAUCGCUAUACUUCGCUGGUAACGAGCUUGCAGCAACGCGAGUCCACCAUUGUCGAGCGCCGCCAGGAGCGCAUUAAAGCUACGUGUAUCGGUCGAUGGAGGCAACUCGCCACGCGGUUCCAACAGAGGGAAGAAGAGGCUCAGGCUAAACGGAGCAAGACGAUCUGUAACGGAUAUUUCAUCACGUGGAGAAACAAACAGCUCCAGCAUCGUCUCCUUCGUCAAAAGUCGGAAGCUGUCUCUGACUACUUCACGCUUCGGUCUGGGAUGCAUCAGUGGCGAUCAAGGCUUCGCACUCAACGUGCUGACAACAAAGAAGCAGCUCACAAUCGGCGUCUGGUCGAGCAAGUGUUCGAAAUUUGGAGAUCAAAGGCAGCCAAACAGCAACGCUUGGCUGCAUUACUGCGGACCUCGCUCGCUGAGAGCAACGAGAAACUCGCUCGAGCUUACCUCCAGCAGUGGGUCGCCAAGAUCAUCGAGGUGCGUAACAGGGAGUUGGAGGUGAAAGAGCAGCGUCAGCGGCGCUUGCUCAAAGCUGCUCUGUACGCAUGGAUCGAAGCCUGUCUGCGGCACGACGAUCAGUUGGCGCUCAUGAACAGCUACAUCGAUGUCAAAGAGGAGGAGAGAAAGAGGCAAACUUUUGCUCACUGGCUAACUUUCGCGCGUGAGCAGAAGGACAGACGAGAAAAAGCAGAAGCAUUGGAAGCCUCGAGACGGGAGAGGAUGCUCGCUACAUCGUGGAACAAUUGGAGAGACAAAUUGAAGGAACGCGCGCUGGCGAUGCAGGAGUAUCAUAUGCUGUUGCGACGUCAGCAGCUGUCGCAGCGAUGGGUGCUCGAGGCGUGGAAGGCUCGGACGCCUCUAUUGCCCGCCAUUAGAAUGCGCAACGCUUCGCUCAAGCACAAUGCUUUGCAGCGGUGGCAGCAGCAUCUGCCCGCUGCUCAGAUGUCUAAUCAGGCGACCAGGAUGAUUCGAGAACGGCUUGUGCGCCAGCACUGGCAUAAGUGGAAGGAUAUCGUGAAGGCGACAAGACAGUUCCGCGCUGCUGCCAGAUUUGGUGCUGGAAGCAUUUCGACCCACCGUCUGCGCUCGUUGGCCUCGGCCGCCAAUCGCUCAAUGGAAUCUUCCUCUCCCUCUGCGGCACACUCGUCAUCUCCGUUCCGCGCCAACGCAUCUGCAAGUUCAAGCCCCAGCUUCGCAAUGUCGGUUCCACGACCGAGAACAAGCUUGUCCCUUCGCCCUUCCUCGCAUGUCGUCGCAGAAGACAUGACACCGCGUCCAGGAAGAUCCGGUCAAAGAGAGCCGAGCUUCUCUCGACGAGGCACUUCGGUGCCGCGACAUCUGGAAGCAAAUUUUGCGGCUGGAUCGACUGGUUCAUCCACUUUCCUUCACGACGACGCGAUGCCUAUGCUGGACGCUGAAUCGCCUUCGAAAGAAGCGGGCUCGCGAAGGGCUAGAACGGCUGCUGUGGUCGCUGCAGCCACGCCCACUUCGACCAGCGUCAGCGAUCAAAGCCGGUUCUCCCUCGCGUUGAAGUCUUCCACCUCAUCCGUCUCGGCAGUGCACGCACCUCGAAAUGGGAUCAACUCCGCGAGUAAAAGCAGUCGGCGUCAAUCAAAUGUCGCCGAUAAUGGACCGACGCUUUCAUCGGCGGCGCAGCGGAGCAAGUCGAACCAAAGAGAGUCGAGCGAUACCGACUCGGACUUUGCGCGGAGAAUCAAGCGGUCCGCAAAGUACGAACAAGCAAUCUCCUUGGCAAGAUCGCAAAGAGCGGAUUCCCUUGCGUCCGCUAGCAACGACGGCUUCGAGUCAGGCAACUCAGUUCAAUCGGCGCCGGUCGCAGCGGUGGAAAGGUCGAGCACGACGAGGCAUUCGCUGGCCGUAGCGGAAGAUAUGAUCUUGCAGCUGCGUGCGAAGGAAGGGUCUCGACACCGUCGACCUGUGUGA